Messenger RNA from Kuraishia capsulata CBS 1993, 1254 nucleotides. RefSeq lists its product as uncharacterized. Gene Ontology annotation, biological process: protein deubiquitination; regulation of proteasomal protein catabolic process; proteasome-mediated ubiquitin-dependent protein catabolic process. Gene Ontology annotation, molecular function: proteasome binding; cysteine-type deubiquitinase activity. NCBI's taxonomy places the organism in Eukaryota, Fungi, Ascomycota, Pichiomycetes, Pichiales, Pichiaceae. The record is from RefSeq and is a predicted model, not a curated record. Bases 1 to 1254 code for a protein of 417 amino acids. The transcript has a single exon.
AUGGUUCUGGGUACUCCAGACGCAACAUCUCUUAAACUGGACGAGAAAAAGGUCACGUUUCUGGAGGAUGUCAGUAGCGACUCUUCGCUUGCCAAACUGAAAAACGAGCCUGUUGGUCUGGUCAAUUUGGGCAAUACCUGUUACUUGAACAGCUCGUUACAGGCGCUUCUUGGAGUUGGUGAGCUGAGAAAGGAGCUUGAGAAUUACCAACCGUCAGGUUCGAGCAGCGGCAAUUUCAUUCUGUUUUUGAAGCAACUUUUUGAGAAGCUUUCAGCCAAAGAGGACAAGGUUGUGCCCUUGAAUUUUCUGACUAGCUUGAGGUUGCAGUUUCCCCAGUUCAGCGAGAGAUCCGAGCACGGUCAAUAUAAGCAACAGGAUGCCGAGGAGGCAUUCUCGCUGAUUCUCAACGAUGUUUUGAGACAGUUUGGGUCUUUGGAGAAUUUCUUGAAGAUCGGUUUGGCUGUUUCGACCAAGUGCCUCGAAACAGAGGAGGAGCCAGUGACCUCGUUUGAAGAAUCGUUGAAGUUGGAUUGUCAUAUCAACAUCAAGACCAACUUUUUGAAAGAUGGUUUGGUGAACAAUCUAAAAGAAACCAUUCAAAAAAAUAACGAUUCACUUGGAAGAGAUGCUCAAUACGAGAUCUCCAGGAAAAUCGUCAGGCUGCCAAAGUAUCUCACAGUCCAUUUCAUGAGGUUCUUCUGGAGAAGGGACACCAACAAGAAAUCCAAAAUUCUUAGAAAAGUUCAAUUCCCCUUCCAACUAGAUCUCACCGAUUUGCUAGACGAUUCGGUAAGAGAGAGCAAGUCGGUCAUCAGGGACAAGAUUUACAAGAUCGAGAAGGACAACGAGGAGGAAGCCCGUGACUUCAAGAAGGCCAAGAAAUCGCAGAGCGAUAUCACGCUUUCCGCAAGAGAAAAGGAGCAGAAACAGAAGGAGGACUUGGAGAAGCUCCAGUCCAAAUGGACCAAAAGUUACGAAAGCGCGUUUCCCGAGGACUUUGACCCAGCUAGUGGUGAAAACCCAAGCUCUUUGUACGAGCUUCAAAGUAUCAUCACUCACCAAGGCUCGUCUGCUGACUCCGGUCACUACCAAUGUUUCGUCAAGGAUGAGCUUGACCCAACGGGCGAGAGAUGGUACAAGUUCAACGAUGCCAUCGUCACCGUCGUCAGCAGGGACAAAGUAGAGCAACUUGCCGGUGGAGGAGAGUCUGAUAGUGCGCUUAUUUGUCUCUACAAGGCGGUGGGGUUAAAAUAA